Molecule: messenger RNA, 336 nt
Organism: Symbiodinium necroappetens
Lineage: Eukaryota; Dinophyceae; Suessiales; Symbiodiniaceae
Source: the annotation of a GenBank genome assembly
AUGAAGCGGCCGAUCUUUGGUAUAGAUCGGACUGGCAACCUGAAGCGGCAAGCUGUCAACGGUUCGCGUGAUGACAUGCCUUCCCAAAGCACCGCAGCGCCCUCAUCCUCAUCCUUAUCUCAGCUCUCUCAAGAGGAGGUGCUCUCCGAGAACACAGCACGGCCCAUCAAAGACGAAAUGAGCUGGACUCUGCAGGCUGUUGGAGAGCAUGCUGGCAUAAAGCAGGAGAAGCUCGAAGAAGCGGAAGACGCGACCGCAAGCGAUUGGGCCAAUUGGGAGGCUGACACAAAGCAGGAGAAGCUCGAAGAACCAGCAGAAGCGUCGGCAAGCGAUUAG